CGCAACCCAAAUUAAUUUAAGGAAUAGCGACAAUUCUAUUUCGAACUUCAUAUUUUCCAAUUGUAAUUUUGCAUUAAAAUAUUAUUUGUAUCAAAAAAGCUGUGGACAUAGAAAAAAUCGAAUUUAAAAAUAUAAAAAUAUAAUCAAUCGUUUAAUAAGAAAAGAAUCGAAUUUCGAUUUAUCGGAUGCAACAUACUCAUCCCACUCGUGAGUGGCUUUUGACCUUAAUGAUGGCAACCGCGAAUAUGCAGUGUGGCGAUUUUUUAGAAUUUCAGGAUACAUUAAAAAAAAUGAGGCUGAUAGAUGAUAAAAUAAUAUAUAUGCUGAAUACUACAAUUCCAACUGAAUCCUUCAAAGGCCAAGUGGAUCCUACUAUGCAGUGUAAAGACUUAUUCCAGCAAAUAGAAUCGGAACAUACUCAAAGGGAACAAGCAAUCACAAAGUGUCUGGAUAUCACUAAGGAGAAAGUUGUGCAUAUGAAAAAAUUAAAAGACAAUGGUGACGAGAGUCCAGCUCUUAUAAAAAGCUUGAGAAAAGAACAGAAUAAAUUGAGAUUGUUACGAGCUGAACUCAAUAUAGAAGAAGUAGUAAGAAAACGCACAGUACAAGUCUACUAUGAAAGAUGCCGUGGAUUUUAUAAACCACCACAUAUGAAAGUAUAAAGGCUUCCAAUGAAUCCAAUGAACUGAGGAUCAUUUGGUUACAUCAUUGAUUAUUAGAUUAAUUGCUAUAUCCUUUGAAUUAUUUACAUAAAUUGUAUAUAGCAAUUUUAGAAAUAUUAGAUACAAUUUGUUUACUCCCUAAAAUGUUACAUUUUGCAAUGAGCAUAUAUAGUAUAUAAAAAUCUUUCUACGAGCGUUUAUUACAUUUGUGUAUCAUCUACAAGGAAUAAUGUACAUGAAUCAUAUAGAUCAUAUGGUCGGGUCUACAAUGUUGUAUGUAUCGCCAACAAAUUGAAUUAUCAAUAAUGUACAUAAAUCAAGGCUCCUCACUUAAACAAUGUAAUUGUACAAUAGAUGCAUGUAUAUACACAUAUACAUAUAUAGGGAGUGUGUUUUAUUAUCUGGUUAUUGUAAGGAAAUACUAUUUUAUAAAACGCUCGUUAUACAUUACAAAUACAAGCAAUCAAACCAAAACAUUUAAUGCCUUAUGAAAAAUAUCAUAAGUAAUAUCAUAAGUGAUAGAGUAAUAGUGAGAUUGUUUCACAUCUGCUCGCGCUUUUUAAAAUUUUGUAUCUUAAAUAAUUCUAUCUUGUUUCUAUGUUUCUCCAUUCUCAUCUCUGCCGAGUGAAUGUUAUGAAACUUUAUAGUUUGUCAUUUCUAUUUAUUUUUAUCCUUGUCCAACAUUUCCUGAUACCAAUCAUCUCUCAUUUUAGACAAAUUUUCUCCUUUCUCAGCUUGUCUCUUCCCCAGUAUCGCAGCAAUUAUGCAACCAAUUAUACUCAUAACUAUCAUGUAGUUUAUAGUUUUAAUUCGAGCUUUACUCCUUGCAGUGAGUAAACAAUCAAUUCUGGAAAAAAGUGAAAUUAUAAGACAUGAAAACAUACAAAAGAAAUUAUAUUUUUUGUAAUUAUCAACAUUAGAAUUUUUGUAAUUAUCAACGUUUUAUUCACAAAGAAACUAGAAAAUGUAUACUCUUGUUUAUUUUUACUUUUA
Molecule: messenger RNA, 1655 nt
Organism: Odontomachus brunneus
Lineage: Eukaryota; Metazoa; Arthropoda; Insecta; Hymenoptera; Formicidae
Gene: Ccdc58
Product: coiled-coil domain-containing protein 58
Exons: 2
Coding region: 186-662 (158 amino acids)
Cellular component (GO): mitochondrial intermembrane space; mitochondrion
Source: RefSeq, a predicted model, not a curated record